This is a messenger RNA of Gongylonema pulchrum, 525 nucleotides long. Lineage: Eukaryota; Metazoa; Nematoda; Chromadorea; Rhabditida; Gongylonematidae. The record is from the annotation of a GenBank genome assembly.
AUAUUGCCAAAAAAUCGUUUGCUCCGGAAGCAGGUUCAUGCCAGACUCGCACGAAAUAGCAGAAAAUUGUUAAUUACUAAUUUACAGAUUUUGACGUUGCAUUAUGAACGUUGCACGAAGUAUUAUGGUUCGGGAAACACAUACGGAAUGGCGUCGGAGACCGAGAAGAGACUUUCGAUGCUGCUGUUUUAUGCAAUUUUUGACUCGUUGGGUAGCAAGCCCUAUGAUCCAGAACUGUUCGGCAAAGCACUGCCAUGCCUGACUGCUAUUGGCUCCGCAAUAUCACCGGAUUACACGUUGACUACAGCAAGUGAAGAUUUGACAGAUUCGGCAAAAACUGUAAGUGAUCAAGGUGUCUGGAUUCCGAAACCAACCGAAGUAAGUAAAGUUCGCUUGGGCAGUGAUCUGGAAUCGAUAAUUGCAAAAUUUGCGGAACACUUCCACGAUUCAUGGGCUAGCCGAAAGGUAAACUUUUUGCUUUUCAAUUAUCGUAAGCAACUAAACAUGUUUGCAGAGAAUUGUUAG